Messenger RNA from Elephantulus edwardii (Cape elephant shrew), 9174 nucleotides. It is a transcript of the gene ATM, whose product is annotated as ataxia telangiectasia mutated. Lineage: Eukaryota; Metazoa; Chordata; Mammalia; Macroscelidea; Macroscelididae. Gene Ontology annotation, molecular function: protein serine/threonine kinase activity; protein binding. The record is from RefSeq and is a predicted model, not a curated record. Gene Ontology annotation, biological process: DNA repair. The transcript has 62 exons. The coding region runs from base 1 to 9174 and encodes 3057 amino acids.
AUGAGUCUAGCACUUAAUGAUCUGCUUAUUUGCUGCCGCCAACUAGAACAUGAUAAAGCUACAGAACGAAGGAAAGAAGUUGAGAAAUUUAAGCGUUUGAUUCGGGAUCCGGAAACAGUUCAACAUUUAGAUCGACAUUCAGAUGCCAAGCAAGGAAAAUAUUUGAACUGGGAUGCUGUUUUCAGAUUUCUCCAGAAAUAUAUUCAGAAAGAAACAGAAUGUCUGAAAGCAGCAAAACCAAAUGUGUCGGCUUCAACACAAUCCUCCAGGCAGAAAAAGAUGCAAGAAAUCAGUAGCUUGGUGAAAUACUUUAUCAAAUGUGCAAAUAAAAGAGCACCCAGGCUAAAAUGUCAAGAACUCUUGAAUUAUGUCAUGGAUACAGUGAGAGAUUCAUCUAAUGGUGCCAUUUAUGGAGCUGAUUGUAGCAACAUACUGCUCAAAGACAUUCUGUCAGUGAGAAAAUACUGGUGUGAAAUAUCUCAGCAACAGUGGCUAGAAUUGUUGUCUGUGUACUUCAGACUGUAUCUGAGACCUUCACAAGACAUUAAUAGAGUGUUAGUGGCCAGAAUAAUUUAUGCUGUAACCAAAGGAUUCUGCUCACAAACUGAUGGAUUAAAUUCUCAAUGUUUAGAUUUUUUCCCAAAGGCUAUUCAGUGUGCAAGACAAGAAAAGAGCUCAGCAGGUCUAAAUCAUAUCUUAGCAGCACUUACUAUCUUCCUGAGGAUUUUGUCUGUCAACUUCCGGAUUCGAGUGUGUCAGUUAGGAGAUGAAAUUCUUCCUACUUUGCUUUAUAUUUGGACUCAACAUAGACUCAAUGAUCCCUUAAAAGAAGUAAUUAUUGAAUUAUUUCAACUACAGAUUUAUAUCCAUCAUCCAAAGGGGGCCAAAACCCAAGAAAAAGGUGCUUAUGAAUCAACAAAAUGGCAAAGUAUCUUAUACAAUUUAUAUGAUCUGCUAGUGAAUGAGAUAAGUCAUAUAGGAAGUAGAGGAAAAUACUCUUCAGGAUCACGCAAUAUUGCGGUUAAGGAGAACUUGAUUGAGUUGAUGGCGGAUAUUUGUCACCAGCUUUUUAAUGAAAGUACCAGAUCUUUGGAGAUUUCUCAGUCUUACGCUAUCACACAAAGAGACUUCAGCAAUGGCAGUGUACCUUGCAAAAAGAGGAAAAUAGAAUUAGGCUGGGAAAUAAUUAAAGAUCAUCUUCAAAAAUCACAGGAUGAUUUUGAUCUGGUGCCUUGGUUACAGAUUACAACUCAGUUAAUAUCUAAGUAUCCUACAAGUUUACCCAAUUGUGAGCUAUCUCCAUUACUGAUAAUACUGUCCCAGCUUCUACCUCAGCAGCGACGUGGUGAACGCACACCAUAUGUGUUACGGUGCCUUAUGGAAGUAGCAUUGUGUCAAGGCAAGAAGUCAAACCUAGAAAGCUCACAAAAGGCAGAUUUAUGGAAACUUUGGAUUAAAAUUUGGUCUAUUACCUUUCGUGGUAUAAGUUCUGAACAAAUACAGGCUGAAAACUUUGGCUUAUUGGCAGCCAUGAUUCAAGGCAAUUUAGUUGAGAUUGAUAGAGAAUUCUGGAAGUUAUUUACUGGGUCAGCCUGUAGACCUUCAUGUCCUGUGGUAUGCUGUUUGACAGUGGCAGUGACCAUGUGUGUGCUUCCAGAAGCAGCAACAACAGAAAUAGAGCAGAAUAUAUGUGAAAUGAACAGAAGUUUUUCUUUAAGGGAAUUAAUCAUGAAAUGGCUCUUAUUCUGCCAGUUAGAGGAUGAAUUUGAAGAUAGUGCAGAGCUUGCUCCAAUUCUUCACAGUAAGUUUCCUCAUCUGUCCGUGGAGAAAAUUCUUGUGAGUCUAACUAUGAAAAACUGUAAAGCUGCAAUGAAUUUUUUCCAGAGUGUGCGAGAAUGUGAGCAAUACCAUAAAGGUAAAGAAGAACCUUCAUUCUCAGAAGUGGAAGAACUGUUUCUUCAGACAACAUUUGACAAGAUGGACUUUUUAACCAGUGUAAAAGAAUGUUCUGCAGAAAAGUACCAGCCCUGUACUGGGUUUUCUGUCCACCCAAAUCUCAAGGAAUCACUGGAUCGCUACCUUCUGGCAUUAUCAGAACAACUUCUUAAUAGUUACUCACCUGAGACUACAAAUUCAGAAAUUCUUGUCCGGUGUUCGAGUCUCUUGGUAGGUGUUCUUGGCUGCUAUUGUUACAUGGGCGUGAUAGCCGAAGAGGAAGCAUUUAAAUCAGAAUUAUUCCAAAAAGCCAAGUCCCUGAUGCAAUGUGCAGGAGAAAGUAUCACACUGUUUAAAAAUAAGACCAAUGAGGAAUCUCGAAUUGCUUCAGUGAGAAAUAUAAUGCUUCUAUGUACAAGUUGCUUGUGCAAUUGUACUGUGAGCAGUCCAAAUAAGAUGGCAUCUGGCCUUUUUCUACGAUUGUUAACAUCAAAGCUAAUGAAUGACAUUGCGGAUAUUUGUAGAAGUUUAGCAUCAUUUAUCAAAAAGCCGUUUGAUUAUGGAGAAAUAGAAUGCAUGGAAGAUGACACUGAGGAAAAUCUAAUGGAGGUGGAGGAUCAGUCAUCCGUGACUCUAUUUGAAUCUGCUUAUAGUGUUAAUAAUGAUGCAAAUGACUCUGGUGAAAGCCAGACUACUUUUGGUGCCAUGAACCCUUUAGCAGAAGAGUAUCUUUCAAAGCAAGAUCUCCUUUUUUUAGACAUGCUCAGGUUCUUAUGUAUGUGUGUAACUACUGCCCAGACCAAUACAGUGUCUUUUAGAGCAGCUGAUAUUCGAAGGAAACUGUUAAUGUUGAUUGAUUCUAGCAUACUGGACCUUAAUAAAUCCCUUCAUCUACACAUGUAUCUAGUGCUCUUAAAGGAGCUUCCAGGAGAGAACUGUCCCUUGCCAAUGGAAGAUGUUGUUGAACUUCUGAAACCUUUAUCCAAUGUGUGUUCUUUGUAUCGCCGUGAUCAAGAUGUCUGUAAAGCCAUUUUGAACCAAGCCCUUCGUAUAGUGACAAACCUAGGUCAGGACAGCGCGGACAGUGAGAGCUUGAGGGAUGCACAAGGACAGUUUCUGACUGUGAUUGGAGCAUUUUGGCACUUAACAAAAGAGGGGAAAUGCACAUCUUCUGUAAGAAUGGCUUUAGUAAAAUGCCUUAAGACACUGCUUGAGGCUGAUCCUUACUCAAAAUGGGCUCUUCUCAGUGUAAAGGGACAAGACUUUUCUGUAAAUGAAGUAUUUCCACAGUUUCUUGCUGAUAAUCAUCACCAAGUUCGAAUGUUUGCUGCGGAGUCCGUCAACAGGUUAUUCCAGGAUAUGAAACAAGGAACUUCUCCCAGGUUAUUGAAAGCACUUCCUUUGAAGUUUCAACAAACGGCUUUUGAAAAUGCUUACAUGAAAGUUCUAGAAGGAAUGAGAGAAGUGUCCCUUGGUGCUGAGAACCCUGAUCUUCUGGAUGAACUUUAUAAUAGGAAAGCUGUUUUACUCAUGAUGAUAGCUGUGGUUUUACACUGCAGCCCAGUCUGUGAAAAACAGGCUUUAUUUGCUUUAUGCAAAUCUGUCAAAGAGCAUGGAUUAGAAUCUCACCUCAUUAAAAAGGUUUUAGAAAAAGUGUCUGAAAGUUUUGGAUACAGACACCUGGAGGAUUUCAUGACUUCUCAUUUAGAUUACCUUGUGUUGGAGUGGCUCCAUCAUCAAGAUACCGAAGACAGCUUAUCUUCCUUUCCUUUUGUUUUAUUAAACUACAAAAAUGUUGAUGAUUUCUACAGAUCUUGUUACAAAGUUUUGAUCCCACAAUUGGUGAUUAGAAGUCGUUUUGAUGAGGUGAAAUCCAUUGCCAAUCAGAUACAGAAGGAUUGGAAAAGUCUUUUAACAGACUGUUUUCCAAAGAUUCUUGUAAAUAUUCUUCCUUAUUUUGCCUAUGAAGAUAAAGGAGACGGUGGGAUGCCACAGCAAAGAGAGACAGCUGCCAAAGUCUAUGAUGUACUCAAAGAUGAAAAUGUAUUAGGCAAACAGAUUGAUAAUUUAUUCAUUAGUCAUUUACCGGAGAUUGUGGUGGAAUUAUUGAUGACAUUACAUGAACCAGCAAAUUCUGGUGCCAACCAAAGCAGUGACCUAUCUGAUUUUUCAGGGGAUUUGGAUCCUGCACCUAAUCCACCUUACUUCCCAUCUCAUGUGAUUAAAGCAACAUUUGCCUAUAUCAGCAAUUGCCAUAAAACCAAAUUUAAAAACAUCUUAGAAAUUCUUUCCAAAAAUCCUGAUUCCUACCAGAAAAUUCUUCUAGCUAUAUGUGAGCAAGCAGCUGAAACAAAUAAUGUCUAUAAAAAGAAUAGAAUUCUGAAAAUAUAUCACUUAUUCGUUAGCUUACUACUGAAGGAUAUAAAAAGUGGCUUAGGAGGAGCUUGGGCCUUUGUUCUUCGAGAUGUGAUUUAUACUUUGAUUCACUAUAUCAACAAAAGGCCACCCUGUUUAAUGGAUGUGUCAUUACGUAGCUUUUCCCUUUGUUGUGACCUGUUAGGUCGGGUCUGUCAGACUGCAGUGACCUACUGUAAGGAUGCUUUAGAAAGCCAUCUGCACGUAAUUGUUGGUACCCUAAUACCCCUUGUGGAUGACCAGUUGGAGGUUCAGGAACAGGUACUGAGCUUGUUAAAAUACCUGGUGAUAGAUAACAAGGAUAAUGAAAACCUCUAUCUCACAAUUAAACUUUUAGAUCCUUUUCCUGACUGUGUUGUUUUUAAAGAUUUACGUGUUACUCAGCAGAAAAUCAAAUAUAGUAGAGGACCUUUUUCACUCUUGGAGGAAAUUAACCAUUUUCUCUCAGUUAGUGUUUAUGAUGCACUUCCACAGACAAGGCUAGAAGGACUGAAAGAUCUUCGAAGACAACUGGAGCAACAUAAAGAUCAGAUGAAGGAAAUUAUGAGAGCUUCAUAUGAAAAUCCGCAAGAUGGCAUUAUGGUGCAGCUGGUCGUGAGCUUGCUGCAGCUGUCGAAGAAGGCCAUAAACCGCACCGGUGAGAGGGAAGUCUUAGAGGCUGUUGGAAGCUGCCUGGGAGAAUUGGGCCCUAUCGAUUUCUCAACAAUAGCUAUGCAACAUGGUAAAGAUGCAUCUUAUAACAAAGCCCUUGAGUUAUUUGAAGAUAAAGAGCUUCAGUGGACUUUUACAAUGCUGACCCACUUGAAUAAUAGUCUGGUGGAAGAUUGUGUCAAAGUUCGAUCUGCUGCUGCCACCUGUUUGAAAAGCAUUUUAGCCACAAAGACUGGGCAUAGUUUCUGGGAAAUUUAUAAGAUGACUACUGACCCUAUGCUCACCUAUCUACGGACUUUUAGAACAUCGAGGAAAAAGUUUUUGGAAGUACCCAGACUUGACAAAGAAAAUCCUUUAGAAGACCUGGAUGAUACGAGUUUGUGGAUUCCUCAAAGUGAAAAUCAUGAUGUUUGGAUAAAAACACUGACUUGUGCAUUUUUGGAUAGCGGAGGCAUUAAAAGUGAAGUUCUUCAGUUAUUAAAACCAAUGUGUGAAGUAAAAACUGACUUUUGUCAGACAGUGCUUCCGUACUUGAUUCAUGAUAUUUUGCUGCAAGAUACUAAUGAGUUGUGGAGAAAUCGGCUUUCUACUCAUAUUCAGGGAUUUUUCACUAACUGCUUCCGGCAUACCACUCAGACUAGCCGGUCCACAACCCCUGCGACUUUGGAUUCAGAUUCAGAACACUCUUUCCGAGGCUGUUCGGAUAAAAAAUCACAAAGAACAAUGCUGGCUGUUGUGGACUACAUGAGAAGACAAAAGAGACCUUCCUCCAAAACAGUUUUUGAUGAUGCUUUCUGGCUGGAUUUAAAUUACCUGGAAGUUGCCAAAGUAGCUCAGUCAUGUGCUGCUCAUUUUACUGCAUUGCUCUAUGCAGAAAUUUAUGCAGAUCAGAAAAACAUGGAUGAUCAAGAGAAAAGGACUCCUGCGUUUGAAGAAGAAAGCCAGGGUACAGCUAUUUCUAGUUUAAGUGAAAAAAGUAAAGAAGAAACUGGAAUAAGUUUGCAGGAUCUUCUCCUAGAAAUCUAUAGAAGUAUAGGGGAGCCCGACAGCCUGUAUGGCUGUGGUGGAGGCAAAAUGCUACAACCCCUUACCAGAAUACGAACAUAUGAACAUGAAGCAAUGUGGAGUAAAGCCCUCGUGACGUAUGACCUAGAGGCAGCUAUCACCUCAUCCACCCGCCAGGCAGGAAUUAUUCAGGCCUUGCAGAAUUUGGGACUCUGCCAUGUUCUUUCCACCUAUCUAAAAGGAUUAGAUCAUGAAAAUAAAGAGUGGUGUGCUGAGCUACAGGAACUCCAUUACCAAGCAGCAUGGAGGAAUAUGCAGUGGGACCAGUGCAAUUAUGUCAACAAAGGUAUGGAUGGAAUCAGCUACCAUGAGUCACUGUACAAUGCUCUGCAGUCUCUAAGAGACAGAGAGUUUUCUGCGUUUUAUGAAAGUCUCAGAUACGCCAGAGUGAAAGAAGUGGAGGAAUUGUGUAAGGGCAGCCUGGAGUCUGUGUACUCACUCUAUCCUACACUUGGCAGAUUGCAGGCCAUUGGAGAGCUGGAAAACAUUGGGGAGCUUUUCUCAAGGUCAAUCACAGAUAAGCAACUCUCUGAAGUAUACAGUAAGUGGUGGAAACACUCCCAGCUUCUCAAGGACAGUGAUUUUAGUUUUCAGGAGCCUAUCAUGGCUUUGCGCACAGUCAUCUUGGAGAUCCUGUUGGAAAAGGAAAUGGAAAACUCACAAAGAGAAUGUUUCAAAGACAUUCUCACCAAGCACCUUAUAGAACUCUCUGUCUUGGCUCGAACAUUCAGGAACACACAGCUCCCUGAACGGGCAAUAUUUCACAUUAAACAGUAUAAUUCAGCUAGUCAUGGUGUCUCAGAAUGGCAGCUGGAGGAAGCACAGGUCUUCUGGGCAAAAAAGGAGCAGAGUCUUGCCCUGAAUAUUCUCAAGCAAAUGAUCAAGAAGUUGGAUGCCAGUUGCACAGAGAAUGAACCCAACCAAAACCUGCUGUACACAGAAUGUUUGAGAGUUUGUGGCAACUGGUUAGCAGAAACUUGCUUAGAAAAUCCUGCAGUCAUCAUGCAGACCUAUCUAGAAAAGGCAGUGGAAGUAGCUGGAACUUAUGAUGGAGGAAACAAUGAUGAGCUUAGAAAUGGGAAAAUGAAAGCAUUCCUCUCCUUAGCACGGUUCUCAGAUACCCAGUACCAGAGAAUUGAGAACUAUAUGAAGUCGUCAGAAUUUGAAAACAAGCAAGCGCUUCUGAAAAGGGCUAAAGAAGAAGUGGGCCUCCUCAGGGAACAUAAAAUUCAGACCAACAGAUACACAGUAAAGGUUCAGAGGGAGCUGGAGCUGGAUGAAUGUGCACUCCGUGCAUUGAAAGAGGAUCGCAAGCGCUUCUUGUGUAAAGCAGUCGAAAAUUACAUCAACUGCUUAUUAAGUGGAGAAGAGCAUGAUAUGUGGGUAUUCCGGCUUUGUUCCCUCUGGCUUGAAAACGCCGGUGUUUCUGAAGUCAAUGGCAUGAUGAAGAAAGUUGGAAUGAAGAUCCCAUCUUAUAAAUUUUUGCCUCUUAUGUACCAGUUGGCUGCUAGAAUGGGAACCAAGAUGAUGGGAGGUGGCCUGGGAUUUCAUGAAGUCCUCAAUAAUCUCAUCUCUAGGACUUCAAUGGAUCACCCACAUCAUACUUUAUUUAUUAUACUGGCUUUGGCAAAUGCAAAUAAAGAUGAAUUUCUGAUCAAACCAGAAGAAGCAAGAAGGGGUAGAAUAACCAAAAAUUCACCCAAACAGAGCUCUCAGCUUGAUGAGGAUCGAACUGAAGCGGCAAACAAAAUAAUACGCACUAUCAAAAGUAGGAGACCUCAGAUGGUUAGAAAUGUUGAGGCACUUUGUGAUGCUUACAUUCUGUUGGCAAACAUGGAUGCCUCUCAGUGGAAGACUCAGAGAAAAGGUAUAAAUAUUCCAACAGAUCAGCCAAUUACUAAACUUAAGAAUUUAGAAGAUGUUGUUGUCCCCACCAUGGAAAUUAAGGUGGACCCCACAGGAGAAUAUGGGAAUCUAGUGACCAUACAGUCAUUUAAAGCAGAAUUUCGUUUAGCCGGAGGUUUAAAUUUACCAAAAAUAAUAGAUUGUGUGGGCUCUGAUGGCAAGGAAAGGAGGCAGCUUGUCAAGGGCCGAGAUGACCUGAGACAAGAUGCUGUCAUGCAGCAGGUUUUCCAGAUGUGUAACACAUUACUGCAGAGAAACACGGAAACCAGAAAGAGGAAAUUGACUAUCUGCACCUAUAAGGUGGUUCCCCUGUCUCAGCGAAGUGGUGUUCUUGAGUGGUGCACAGGAACGGUCCCUAUUGGUGAAUUUCUUGUUAACCAUGAAGUUGGUGCUCACAGAAGAUACAGGCCAAAGGAUUUCAAUGCCAACCAGUGCUUAAAGAAAAUGAUGGAUGUACAAAAGAAGUCUUUUGAAGAGAAAUACAAUACCUUCAUGGAUGUGUGCCAGAAUUUCCAGCCAGUUUUCCGUUAUUUCUGCAUGGAAAAAUUCUUGGACCCAGCUGUUUGGUUUGAGAAACGAUUGGCUUAUACUCGCAGUGUGGCCACAUCUUCUAUUGUUGGUUAUAUACUUGGACUUGGUGAUAGACAUGUACAAAAUAUCUUGAUAAAUGAAGAGUCAGCCAAACUUGUACAUAUAGAUUUGGGAGUUGCUUUUGAACAGGGUAAAAUUCUUCCUACUCCGGAAACCGUUCCAUUUAGACUGACCAGGGAUAUUGUGGACGGGAUGGGCAUCACUGGUGUUGAGGGUGUCUUCAGAAGAUGCUGUGAGAAAACCAUGGAGGUCAUGAGAAACUCUCAGGAAACACUGUUAACCAUUGUUGAGGUCCUCCUAUAUGAUCCUCUCUUUGACUGGACUAUGAAUCCUUUGAAAGCUUUGUACUUACAGCAGAGGCCAGAAGAUGAAACUGAACUCAACUCCUCUCUGAAUGCAGAUGAUCAAGAAUGCAAACGAAACCUCAGUGAUAUUGACCAGAGUUUCAACAAAGUAGCUGAACGUGUCUUGAUGAGACUACAAGAGAAGCUGAAGGGAGUGGAGGAAGGCACCGUGCUGAGUGUGGGUGGCCAGGUGAACCUGCUCAUACAACAGGCCAUGGACCCGAAAAACCUCAGCCGACUUUUCCCGGGUUGGAAAGCCUGGGUGUGA